GAGAGUAAGAGAGAGCAGUUCUUACAAGCGCCUCUGCUUUCUGGUGUGUGUAUGUGUGUUAGUGUGUGUGUGAGAGGUUUGUGGUGGGACUGUGUCUUGAUCUUGGGCUGCUGCAGUAAAAGCGUGAGGAGGAGGCAGGAGAGGAGAGUGCUGCGCUCUGGAAUUCUCCAUAGGAAAGAGGAAUAACACCAAUCCAGCUGCACGGAUAGCAUCGGACCGGAUACCUAGUGAGAUCUCAGCGGCUUCCACACCUCUGGCCUUAUGCAGAAAACUCUGAGCACACCUGAUUUAGAUUGGACCAGGCUGUGUAUUAUGUACAGUUGCUGAUCUCUGAGAUGGCCGUGUGGGCCCGACAGGCCCAAACAUCCCCCCUGCAGCGCUGCCUCCACCUCCUCCAGGCCCAGCGGCCCACCCUGUGCAUCUGAUCGGCCCAGCCCUGCUAACACCCAUCCUGGGCUUCCCUCUCAUCGGGCCACCUGGCUUCACUCUGGGCCCACCAUGGGAGGAUGCCUCUCCAAACCCAAACCAGUAGAGGUCAAAGUUGAGCUCACUCUUUUGGACAAAGAGAAAGAGGUGGACCUGAUGUCUCCUAAUGGAAAGGCCAGUCCAUUUUCAGAAUGCAGACCCAACGGAUCUCUGGGACACUGUUCGGACGAGGACUCCAUGACACUGCGGCCACAGCGCAAACAUAGAGACUACAUAGAGGCAUCCGUCUGCCAUGUAAAAGAUCUCGAAAAUGGACAAAUGCGUGAGGUGGAUUUGGGGGCAGGUCGUGCUCUGCUCAUUAAGGAACAUGGAGAAUUCUUUGCCAUGGGACACAAGUGCCCACAUUAUGGGGCUCCACUGGUCAAAGGUGUGCUAUCAAAAGGGCGUGUGCGAUGUCCAUGGCAUGGGGCAUGUUUUAACAUCACUACGGGUGAUAUUGAGGAUUUUCCUGGCCUAGACAGUUUGCCUACCUUCCAGGUCAGAGUCGAAAAGGAGAAGGUGAUAAUAAGAGCAAACAAGCAGGCCCUUCAGACUCAGCGGCGGUCAAAGGCCAUGUCAAAAUGUUCAGCUGUCAUCAAUUCCAGCACUGGAUUCAGUCACGUUCUCAUUAUCGGAUCAGGUCCUGCUGGUCUGGUGUGCGCUGAGACUCUGAGGCAGGAGGGUUUCACUGACCGUAUAGUGAUGUGCACUAUGGACAAACAUCUGCCUUACGACAGGCCUAAACUGAGUAAGUGUUUAGAGAGCACGGCUGAGCAGCUUCAGCUGCGCUCAUCUGACUUCUUUCAGAUGCAUGACAUUGAGAUACUAUUAGAGAAAGAGGUUGCCUCUGUGGAUGUGAAGACACGUACUGUGACAUUUCGGGAUGGUUUUAAAAUGGAGUAUCGAAAACUCUUCAUUGCCACAGGGAGCAGACCCAAACCUUUGAGCUACAAAGGCAAAGAUGUGGGAAAUGUGUUUCAUCUCAGAACACCGGAAGAUGCCAACAGCAUCGCAACACUCGCCAGCAGUAAGAACGCUGUAAUUGUUGGAACCUCAUUUAUUGGUAUGGAGGUGGCCGCAGCUCUCACAGAUAAGGCUCACUCAGUGUCUGUGAUCGGCAUCGAGGCUGUACCAUUUCGUAAAGCACUUGGAGAGAAAGUGGGAAAAGCCUUGAUGAAGUUGUUUGAGUCAAACAGGGUGAAGUUCUACAUGUUGAACGAGGUGUGGGAGAUGCGAGGGCAUAAUGGACAGUUAAAAGAAGUGGUUCUAAAAAGCGGCAAAGUCUUGAGAGCUGACGUCUGUGUUAUUGGCAUAGGCUCCAGUCCAGCCACAGCAUUUCUGAAGCAGAGCGGAGUGCACAUGGACUCCAAAGGAUUCAUCCCAGUCAAUAAGACCAUGCAGACGAACAUUGAUGGGGUUUUCGCUGGAGGUGACGUGGUAACGUUUCCUUUAGCUUUACGUAGCCAUAAGAAGGUGAACAUACCCCACUGGCAGAUGGCUCACGUACACGGUAGAGUAGCUGCCCUUAGCAUGAUGGGAAAGGCCUCAGAAAUUAAAACGGUGCCUUAUUUCUGGACAGCCAUGUUUGGAAAAAGCAUACGAUAUGCAGGUUAUGGAGACGGCUUUGAUGAUGUCGUCAUCCAGGGGGAUUUGGAUGAGCUGAAAUUUGUGGCAUUCUACACAAAGAGUGAGGAGGUGGUAGCCGUGGCCAGUAUGAACUAUGACCCCAUUGUGUCACGGGUUGCAGAAGUCUUUGGCUCUGGAAAGACGAUUAGGAAACGUGACGUGGAGACAGGAGACAUGUCAUGGCUGAUCGAUAAAGGCUCACAGUGAGGAUGUGAUUGGCUCAGCACAGCAAGCUCCUUGAGUUUUCCUUGCCAAACUUGGACGAUCUCCUGUAACAGACGUAGUCUUAGUGCUGCAGUUGGUUAAGUGGGACACUAGAUGGGAGACGUACGCCGUCCUAACCCAAGCACCUGGGCCGUGCCGAGGACAUCGUCCCCAUGAGGUGGAACCUCUCUCCGGGCCUGGAUCCGUUCACAGCACUAACAAAUGAGCCAUACCUGGUUUUUAACCCUCUGUACUAGACGGGACAGUUCUCUCUCUCUCUCUCUCUCUCUCUCUUGCGGGUUGGUCGACUCUUUUGCAUGAAGCAUCUGCCUGUACACAAUGUUCAUGGGAGAGCGGUUAAGGGGAAUUGUCAUAUUUUAUUUUGUACAUGUGACUUUGUAUAUAGCUGUUAACUGGAGAUACAUUCAAACAAUAAGUCUGCACUUUUUUUUUUCUACCGAACCUCUGCUAGCCAGGCUACGGGAACGAGAAUAGAGUUGAUGCCUGGCUCACAUCGAAAUAUGCAGCUUCGCUUGUGGCAGUUUGUAGAUGUAGAGAGAGCAGAUGCAUGAUAAUUCAUAUGCACAGGGCAUUAGUUUUCAUCAAGACUCUCCCAAAGGAUCUUAAUAUGGGAUCAUUAUUCAGGGAAGGGAACAAGUUCCAUAUGUCAAUGUCUAUGAAUAUAAAUCAAAUAUAAUAUAUGAUAUAGUAUUAAUAUAUUUCAGAAUUCACAGGUAGAUGGGUGAAUCUCACAAAACCCAUAUCCAAAAGAAAUGAAAUAUAUAUAUUGCUUAAAAGAAAAUUAAGCCUGUUUUUAGGACCAUUAACUUUUUUUUUCAUUCUGACAUUAUUUUCUUAACAUUUACCCCAAAUUCCCAUUACUGUAAUGAAAAAUGAUAUAUAUAUCAGGGUCAGAAAUUAACUUUUCCAGGGGGAAAUACUUGAAGUGAUUUCCAGGGGCAUUUUUUUUUUUUUACAUUUGAGGGCAAUUCUUAUUUAUUUUUAUCACCUUAUUAUUUUAAAAACUAUAUGUUGUCUUUAAUUUUAAAUACUUGCAUUUACCCAAUUACUUUAAUCAAUAUUUUAAACUGUUGUCAAUAACAAUACUGUUUAAAAUUGUAUCUAAAUUAUACAUGUAAAACACAGGAGCUCAUAAGGCUGCAAUAUUAUGACAGAAAGCAUUAUUGUAGAUUAUUGCUCUUUAUAUUGUAAUAAUGAUUAUUAAUAUCGAUAUAGAAAACAAUAUAAAACAUUUUUGUUUCGUUUUGGGCACGUCACAUUCUGGCUUCACCGACAAACAUGUCCGUCCAGUACAAGUCUAGCACAAGUUAUGCAAAAACUCUACAAGCUACAAAAUAAAUUUUUUUUUUUUUUACCUCAUAUCUUUACUGUGUUGUUUACGCUGAGGGAAUUUGCGAAUAAUCAUCAACAGCUCCAGGGUUCAGCGCUGACUAACCUAAGCCCAUCUGAUUGGCCAAUGCAUUCCUAAGUACAACAGAAACGCGUUUGAUUGGCUAUAAGGCUCAAAGUUGCAUCAAACGUCGCGUAAAAGCAAUCUGACGUAUUAUGAUCGAACCUAAAUGUAAUUCCACGAAUUGACACUUUUAAUUUAUUUCAUUUUAAUCGUGACAGCCGAUAUACAUUGUUUAAUUGUCUUGAGUUUAUGCGUUUUUGUUCAUUUUGACAUUAUUAUGCCCUCUUUAAUUUCCGACCCUAAUACUAGGCCUAUAUUUGAAAAAGGAAUACAUUUUAUUUUAAAAUACAUUUUAACAGUCAUUUUAUAUAAAUACAGUAUAAACACUUUUUGAGGGCAUUAUUUUCAGCACAUUUUCCCAAUUCUCUCCUUUCUUCAAUGUUUCACUAAUUACUGUACUACAGCAAAAUAUAUACAGUUUUUUUUCUUUUAUGGUUUUGUGGUGAAGUAUGACCUGGAUGUGUUAUUGACAGGCAUUAUGAACUGCUGAAUCUUUAUUUAAUUCUCCCAGCCAUUAAGCAUUUCAAGUUCAAAUCUACUAUAAAUUCUCCAUGGCAAUAAUGCGAUACUGUCAUUUUGAAUGUUCUCACCCCAAACUGAAGCAUGAGCCCAUGCACCAGGACUGGCCUGAAACACGCUGACCUUUAACAAUGACAAUAUACCUCUUGCUCAUGGGAACUGUGGUUGCCCUGCUAGAAAAAUUGCACAAGAUGACAAAUAUUUAAAGCUAUAACUUUAUCGAUAGAAAUGCUCGUAUUAUAAGAGGCUUGUAUUUUCUGACUAAUCGUAAAAUGAUUUAUUGACGACAGAUUGAUUGAUUGUUGAUUGUAUUUUUAGAUUGUACGCAAUAAUAACGAAUGCUUUUCUUGUAGCUCUGACCUCCUAUAGCUUUUCUUCGGUACUAACUCAGGGAUUGGAGGUUUCAGUCAUAUGGGACAGGUUCUGGUGGAAUAAAAAAUGAAUAAAUUUGUUGCUAUAACAUUU
Messenger RNA from Labeo rohita (rohu), 4753 nucleotides. Its product is annotated as apoptosis-inducing factor 3. Gene Ontology annotation, biological process: execution phase of apoptosis. The record is from RefSeq and is a predicted model, not a curated record. Bases 499 to 2298 code for a protein of 599 amino acids. NCBI's taxonomy places the organism in Eukaryota, Metazoa, Chordata, Actinopteri, Cypriniformes, Cyprinidae. The transcript is spliced from 20 exons. Gene Ontology annotation, cellular component: cytoplasm; mitochondrion. Gene Ontology annotation, molecular function: flavin adenine dinucleotide binding; oxidoreductase activity, acting on NAD(P)H; 2 iron, 2 sulfur cluster binding.